CCGCCCCUAUCCCAGUGGCCUUUGCGGGAGCAAAAUGGCUGCCCCCGUGCAUCGGGGGUUGUCUUGCUUAUCCAGGGCUUUGGGAUGGUGGUCUCGGCAGCCAGUGUUGGUGACUCAGUCCGCAGCUAUAGUUCCAGUAAGAACCAAAGCACGUUUCACGCCCCCUACUUAUGAACCCAAAUACAGAACAGAAAAGGAAUUUCUAGAACAUGCCCGGAAAGCAGGAUUGGUUAUUCCUCCAGAAACUUUGGAACGUCCGAUACAUAUUGCCUGUACAGCGGGCAUCUUUGAUGCCUAUAUUCCUCCUGAAGGUGAUGCCCGGAUAUCUUCUCUUGCAAAGGAAGGACUGAAACAGAGAGCUGAGCGAUUGAAGAAGAACGUGGCAUCACGAUUGUCAAUCCAGAAGAUAAAACAAUAUGAUGCUAAUUUUAAAACAAAGGACUUCCCUGAAAAAGCUAAGGAUAUCUUUAUUGAAGCUCACCUUUGUCUAAACAAUUCAGACCAUGACCGGCUUCAUACUUUGGUAACUGAACACUGUUUUACGGACAUGGUCUGGGAUCUCAAAUAUAAGACAGUCCGCUGGAGCUUUGUGGAAUCUUUAGAGCCUGCCCAAGUGGUUCAGGUUCGCUGCUCAAGCCUACUGAAGCAGAGCAACAUGUAUGGCCAGGUGACUGUCCGCAUGCACACUCGGCAGUUUGCCACGUGUCUUGAUUUGGGAACACUAGAACAUGGCUUCAGUUAG
Dipodomys ordii (Ord's kangaroo rat) is the source of this 742-nucleotide messenger RNA. It is a transcript of the gene Mrpl45, whose product is annotated as mitochondrial ribosomal protein L45. Lineage: Eukaryota; Metazoa; Chordata; Mammalia; Rodentia; Heteromyidae. Gene Ontology annotation, cellular component: mitochondrion. The transcript has 7 exons. Bases 35 to 742 code for a protein of 235 amino acids. The record is from RefSeq and is a predicted model, not a curated record.